UAAUUUUUCCCUUUCCCGGUUAAUUUGAAUGUCAACCUCCAAACUGUUGUUUGAAAUUUGAAAAAGGAAUAAAAACUUUCCUCAUUCCCUUAUUUAUUAUUGUUUUUUCCAUAUUUCUCAAUAAAUUGUCGUUAAGAUUUCCAGUUUCACAAUGCCAGGUGAAAUAGAUGAUUCCUGCAUUACAAGGUCUUCUCUUAAGUAUGAGAAUCACUCAAAGAAAUUCAUAACUUCAACCAGAAACUACACAAAACAAUACUGCAGUAUCUACAUAACUCGUCUUGAACACAUGGGAAAUGUGCUUACAGAAAAAGCUAAAGCAAGAUGGGGCGAAGAUUAUCCUAUUGUAAAAUUACAUAAACUCUCAGAAACAGAUUGUGAUAAGUGUAUAGUUAUUGGAACGUUAUUUAAAGAUCAAAAGCUUAAACCAUCUAUUGUUAAACAACUUUCUGAAGCAAAUCAACUAGUGCCUCAACCAAUACUAACUAAUUUCACUGAUGAUUCUGAUGUUCUAUUGAUCGAAGAUGAAUUGCAAAGGUAUCAGAUAAUAGGAAAUUUAAAGAAAAAUAAUGUAGUUACUGGUAUAACUUGUGCGUUAUUAGGUAAAGAUAUUGGGAAAGGAAAAUUUGAUGCUGAGGACUAUAUAUUCAUAGAUUUUCAUCCUCAGAUAGAGAGGCCAAUAUUUGAACAAAACUUUUAUGUUUUGUUGUUGAGUGGACUAGAUUUGAUUCAUUUAGAAAAGACAAAUAUCAUAUUACAAAUUAUUCCAUAUUGGUUAUCUGGUUUGAUAGAGUUAGAUGAAACAAUAAACUCCAAGGAUAUAUGUAGAGUAAUCAUAGCGGGCAAUAGUGUGAGAACUGCACCAGAAAAAGCUAAACCAACAAUAUCUAUGACUUCCAGAAUUCCAGAAUCAGCUGAUACCAUUGAUGCAGUUAAAAUCUUGGAUGAAUUUUUACUUAAAAUAUGCCAAAUAAUUGAUGUGGAUAUUAUGCCUGGUGAAAAUGACCCUUCAAACCAUAUACUUCCACAGCAGCCUUUGCAUCAUUGCAUGUUCCCUAAAUCAUCCAAGUAUAGAUCAUUAAACCAAGUUCCAAAUCCGUAUAAAUGUUUGCUAGAUGGAGUGAAGGUAUUGGGUACUUCAGGACAACCAAUAAGAGAUAUUUUACGUUUUUCUGAUCUCACCGAUCCCUUAGAUGCAUUAGAAAGUUGCCUGAAAUGGUCUCAUUUAGCACCAACAGCUCCUGAUACAUUGGGUUGUUUUCCUUUCUAUGAGGAAGACCCAUUCAUACUUGACGAUUGUCCUCAUGUGUUUUUUGCAGGGAAUCAGGAAAGUUUUGGAACAAGAAAAGCGAAAGGUCCUCAAGGCCAGGAAGUGUGUUUGGUAUCAAUUCCGGAAUUCUCAACAACACUUCAAGCAUGUUUAUUGAAUUUGAAAAACUUGGAAUGCAAUCUGGUCUCAUUUAAAUCUUGAUUUUCAAAAAGCAUGUAUGUAUUUUUACUUUUUCUUGUGAUUUCAAUAGUUUAUGGAAAUAACUGCAAAUGCAGCUGUGUUAAUAUUGAAUAAACUCAACAUUGAUGUAAA
Messenger RNA from Coccinella septempunctata (seven-spotted ladybird), 1579 nucleotides. RefSeq names its product DNA polymerase delta subunit 2 (gene PolD2). Gene Ontology annotation, molecular function: DNA binding. Gene Ontology annotation, cellular component: delta DNA polymerase complex. NCBI's taxonomy places the organism in Eukaryota, Metazoa, Arthropoda, Insecta, Coleoptera, Coccinellidae. Gene Ontology annotation, biological process: DNA strand elongation involved in DNA replication; DNA replication. The coding region runs from base 152 to 1468 and encodes 438 amino acids. The record is from RefSeq and is a predicted model, not a curated record. The transcript is spliced from 3 exons.